Messenger RNA from Penicillium taxi, 1248 nucleotides. RefSeq names its product sphingosine hydroxylase (gene sur2). Gene Ontology annotation, biological process: lipid biosynthetic process. The transcript is spliced from 2 exons. Lineage: Eukaryota; Fungi; Ascomycota; Eurotiomycetes; Eurotiales; Aspergillaceae. Gene Ontology annotation, molecular function: iron ion binding; oxidoreductase activity. Bases 1 to 1248 code for a protein of 415 amino acids. The record is from RefSeq and is a predicted model, not a curated record.
AUGGCUGUCAACACGUCAGUCGCCUUGGACCUUCCGCCCCUCCCGAAAUACAAUCUCUACCCUCGAGAAUCUCUCGUCCCAGGCGUGUCUGAUGCCAUCUGCGCCCUUGCGUUGCCUAUUAUCGCCUAUUGGGCUCUUUCUAUGAUGUACCACGUCUGCGAUACAUUAAAUUUGUUUGAGAAAUACCGUCUACACACUCCUGCUGAGCUAUCGAAGCGAAACCGCGUAACCCGAUGGGAAGUUGUACGCGAUGUCGUUUUGCAACAGAUCAUCCAGACCAUUGCAGGUUUGGCUGUGUCCCAUUUCGACCCCAUUGAAAUGGCCGGGCACGAGGAGUACGAUGUAACCGUGUGGGCGCGUCGAAUUCGUAUUGCCCAAAAAGCCAUUCCCUCAUUGUUGACACUUGUCGGCGUUGAUGCGGUGGGAUUGGCAAAGUCCGUGUCUCAGAACGGACAUGUGAUAUUAGCUGGGGCGUUGGCCGGCGGUUCCUAUCCGAACGUUCUACAGUCACUGACCCUAGAUAACGGUGCAAAGAUUACUGCUCCGGCGUUCACAAGCUGGGAGCUGGCACUGGCUAGUUUCAUCUACUGGUACUUGGUCCCGGGUCUGCAAUUCACACUCGCUGUUUGCAUUGUCGAUACCUGGCAGUAUGUCUUGCACCGGGCCAUGCACAUGAAUACCUGGCUAUAUGUAACCUUCCAUUCUCGCCACCACCGUCUCUACGUUCCCUAUGCUUUUGGCGCUCUAUAUAACCACCCCGUGGAAGGAUUCUUGUUGGAUACUCUCGGCACUGGCAUUGGAUUUUUGGUUGCUGGCAUGACCAACCGUCAAGCCAUCUGGUUCUUCACCUUCUCGACUAUCAAGACGGUAGAUGAUCACUGCGGUUAUGCGUUCCCUUGGGACCCCCUGCAGAUCCUCACGACGAACAAUGCUGCUUAUCACGACAUCCACCACCAGAGCUGGGGAAUCAAGACGAACUUCUCCCAACCCUUCUUCACUUUCUGGGACAGCUUGCUUGGCACUCAGUGGAAGGGCGAAGUCAAACUUCGUUAUGAGCGAGGUCGUGAAAGCGCCCAGAAACUGGUGGAUUCGGAAGCUUCCAAGGCCGUGUCCCCCGCUGAAACUCACCAUGAGCCUACUGUAGUAUCAACUGAUGGCCCGGCGACCCGAACUCGUCUGCGCCGGAAGACUGUCGAUAGUCUAAAGGGGACAAGCCACGGUGUUCCAGGCAGUGUACUGCACAACUGA